Molecule: messenger RNA, 2350 nt
Organism: Venturia canescens
Lineage: Eukaryota; Metazoa; Arthropoda; Insecta; Hymenoptera; Ichneumonidae
Gene: RanGAP
Product: Ran GTPase activating protein
Exons: 5
Coding region: 253-2055 (600 amino acids)
Biological process (GO): activation of GTPase activity; nucleocytoplasmic transport; signal transduction
Cellular component (GO): nucleus; cytosol; perinuclear region of cytoplasm
Molecular function (GO): small GTPase binding; GTPase activator activity
Source: RefSeq, a predicted model, not a curated record
UGCCCCCGUGCGCCGGGCGCCGGUUUUACGGUUUGGCUGGCUGUUUGGCCGUUUCAAAAAGUUGCGUCGCGUGUUAUUCUCCACAGGGACUCUGGAUAUUUUUUGUGUUAACGACGAAAAUUGCUCUUCACAAUUUCCAAUUUCUCCAUCGGGAAUAAGCAUUUCUUAUUAAUUUGUAUAGUAAAUAUCCCUUAAGCACGUGCGUAAACAAAUUUUUGGUCAGUUGAAAAAUAACAAGCACUCGUUUAAAAAAUGUCAUUCAGUUUCAAAGAUAUUGGCGAUUCACUGAACGAAGCAACCACGAAAAACGCAGAAAGUGGUGUUUCUUUCGCUGGAAAAUCUCUUAAAUUAGAUAAGGCGGAAGAUGCAAAAGCAAUUGUGGAAGCCAUUGAGCAAUGCCAGAAUCUAUCAUUUCUGGAUCUUGAGGGAAAUACACUGGGUAUUGAAGCGGCAGAAGCGAUUGCCAAAGCACUUGAGACUCAUGGGACAGAUCUUAAACGAGCCCUCUGGAAAGAUAUGUUUACUGGUCGUAUGAAAACUGAAAUCCCAAAAGCUCUUGAGUUUCUCGGCAAUGGAUUGUGCAGUGCUGGGACAAGACUGGUUGAACUCGAUCUUAGUGACAAUGCCUUUGGCCCAAUAGGAGUUCGGAGUCUUGCUGCGUUUCUUAGCUCACCGACAUGUUACACACUCCAAGAACUGCGACUAAACAACAAUGGACUUGGAAUAUCAGGAGGGAAAAUGCUUGCAGAGGCGUUGCUCAAUUGUCAUGCUAAAAGUUCCAAAGAAGCAAAACCCUUGGCGCUUAAGGUAUUCAUUGCGGGUAGGAACCGUCUGGAGAACGAAGGUGCAACAGCUCUUGCCUCAGUUUUCAUGAAGCUAGGAACAUUGGAAGAGGUCGUAAUGCCACAGAAUGGAAUUUAUCACGCUGGAAUAGCUGCCUUGGCGAACGGAUUGUCAGCAAAUUCGAGACUGAGAAUAUUGAAUUUAAAUGACAAUACAGUGGGUUUAAAAGGAGCGCGGGCUUUGGCGGUAGCGUUGUCAAAUUUCCAAAAUCUGGAGAGUCUCAAUCUUGGUGACUGUUUAAUAAAAACAAAAGGAGCUCUGGUUUUAGCCGAUGCCCUUGGGAUCGACGGGUCACAUACAGCGCUCACAGAAUUGAUUCUCUCGCACAACGAGAUUCGUACUCCAGCGGUUGAUUCGCUGGCUCGUGCAGUUUCGGAAAAGACGCAGCUCAUGAGUCUACAACUCGAUGGGAAUGCUUUCGGCAACGAAGGAAUUGAAACCCUCAAAGAAUUGCUCAUGGGCUCCGACAGAAUCGAAGCUCUUGGCACUUUGGAAGAAGAUGAGAGUGCUGACGAAGACGACAAAAGCGAUGACGAAGAUGCCGAGGAUGAGGAUGAAGAAAAUACUGAUUCCCAAUCCGAAAAUGAAGUCGGUAAUAAUACCAACAACGGACACGAGCCAGAUGACGAAGAGCCGGUUAUCGUCGAACGCGUACAGAAAAAAAUAGUAAAUGCUGCUGAAUUUCUCGAAGCACCCACUGGCGAAAAUUUACUUCUCAUUCAAGGUGACAAAAUCAAGGCUUUCCGUGAACACGUCAAGAGCAUUUCUGAGGACGAUAAUUCUCAACAAGCCGCUAAGUAUACCGAGGAAUUAUCACGCGUUGUUAUGAAAGUCUCAGCUCUUUGUGGCAGUGGUUACGGUGAUGUUAGAAUCGAAGCCGAAAAAUUGACUGAUCUUUUAUACGCCGAUUUGUUCGCGCACGCUACAAAAACCAAUCAAGCUUCCACUAUUGACAACACUUUGCUUGUUAAUCUUGGGCUUUUGAAGAGUGAGGACAAGAGAGCGAAUAAAAUAGACUGGAACUUGGAUGGGUGCUUCAAGGCUUUGGAACGAGUUACUCAACAAGAUUAUUUCCCCACGAAAACAAAGAAUACUUUGAAGGUCUUUAUCGACAAGCCAGUAAAGCCAGGAAAAACAACCAAAUUCGUAGAUCCACAUCUCGAGGCAAAAAACUCACUCAAAGCAGUUCUCGAUCGAAUGCAAAAUACGUAACAUGCCGAAAUUAUAUUCGUACCCCAUAUUUGUGUCCCCAAACAUCGGCUGAUUCCAUUCCAAAUAUAUGUACAUAAACAUAUAUAUUUAUUUAUGAUCCCAACGUCAAAUUUGAAAAAAUUCGGAUGAACAACAAGUUCCAUUUACAAUUUUCGCGAAAAGGAUAAAUUCUGUUGAAAUUUCAGAGCUACGGUGUCCAUUCUUUUGUGUGUGUAUGUGUAUGCGUAUGUUGCGAUAUUGAAAGAUUAUUUUUUUGCUAUGCAUUAUAUAAAAUACAUACUUUUACCAACGAAAA